GGACAUAUUUACGUGCUGCACCCCGGCACGGUUCCUGACACUUUUUCUGUUGAUGUUCGCCGAUGCCCUAACUUAAAUCUCAACGGUAGUCGACUAACUGUUUUCCUACAUUUUUGACAGGUUAUGAACAGGUCAAUCAUUUAGAUCUGAGAUUGAUUUAGGUUGUGAUCCAUUCGUUUUUGUGUCCCGCUUUUUGAUUUGUCAUGCCGUCAUCGCCAGAUUUGCUGGGGGCACAGCGGGUUUGACGCCCACACCUCCACCAUGGAGCCCUUGGAUUUAAACAGGCGCAAGAAUGGACGGCAGAGGAAGCUGGCAGAUCACCCGCCUCUAGAAAACAUGACGGACAUGAGAGGGGUGAUUAGCACCCCUGAGCCAGAGGUGGAGGAGGAGACGGAGGGUCUCAUCAGUGGUGCGGACUAUGAGGAUAGGAGGCAUCACAUGGCCCCAACCGGGAUCCGUGGCGAGCUGGGGAAUGUGCUCCUCCUUCUCUUCCUCUAUGUGCUACAGGGAAUUCCUCUGGGACUGGCUGGCAGCAUCCCCUUGAUCUUGCAGAGUAAAAAUGUCAGCUACAGAGACCAAGCUUUCUUCAGUUUUGUCUUCUGGCCAUUUAGCCUGAAGCUUUUCUGGGCACCGCUUGUGGAUGCUCUGUACUUCAGCAGGUUUGGUAGAAGAAAGUCGUGGCUGGUGCCUACGCAGUACCUGCUGGGUUUCUUCAUGCUUUAUCUUUCUUUUACGGUUAAUUCACUGCUCCAGAGUGAGAAAGGACCAAACGUGGUUGCUCUCACUGGAGUCUUCUUCAUGCUUGCCUUCUUAGCAGCCACACAGGAUAUAGCCGUGGAUGGCUGGGCUCUCACCAUGUUAUCCAGAGAAAACGUGGGCUAUGCAUCGACGUGCAACUCUGUCGGCCAAACAGCCGGGUAUUUUCUCGGGAAUGUCCUCUUUCUGGCGUUGGAGUCAGCGGAUUUUUGCAACAAAUACCUCAGAGUAGAACCCAAAGAGACGGGCAUCGUCACCUUGUCAGAUUUCUUGUUUUUUUGGGGAGUGGUGUUCAUGGUUUCCACCACCUUGGUAGCCAUCUUCAAGAGGGAAAACGGACACGGCAAAGGGAAGAGGAGAGUCCCAGAAGAGACGCAGGGGGUCAUGGAGACGUACAAGUUAUUGUUCACCAUUGUGAAGAUGCCCACAGUCUUCACCUUUUGCAUGCUGCUUCUCACAGCUAAGAUGGGUUUUUCUGCAGCGGAUGCAGUCACGGGUCUGAAGCUGGUGGAGGAAGGAGUCCCCAAGGAGCAGCUGGCACUGCUGGCUGUGCCCAUGGUGCCUUUGCAGAUCCUCCUACCCUUGAUCAUCAGCAAAUACACAGCAGGGCCCCGUCCUUUAGACAUUUUCUACAAAGCAUAUCCUUUUAGGUUACUCAUCGGGCUGGAGUAUGCUUUGCUGGUGUGGUGGACCCCGAGUGUUAAACAGGAAGGAGGAUUCCCGGUUUAUUACUACGCUGUUGUGCUCCUGAGCUAUGCGGUGCAUCAGGUGGUGUUAUACAGCAUGUAUGUAGCCUGCAUGGCUUUCCACGCCAAAGUGAGCGACCCCCUGAUAGGUGGGACCUACAUGACUCUUCUGAACACGGUCACCAACCUAGGAGGAAACUGGCCCUCCACCAUGGCGCUGUGGCUGGUGGAUCCGUUGACCUCGAAGGAGUGCCGCGGAGCCGCCGCCCAGAGCUGCGGCUCUGCAGCCGAAGCUGAACUGUGUGUGAAGGAAGGGGGCGCUUGUGUAACAACGCUAGACGGCUACUACGUGGAGUCCCUGGUGUGCGUGGUGAUCGGGUUAACCUGGUGGCUCUGGUUAGGGAAGAAGAUGAAGCAGCUGCAGGAGCGGAGCCCCGCGGCGUGGAGGUGCCGUGUGAAUCAGUGACCACCCAGCACGCCGCCGUUUCACCUCCUCAGAACGGGCCGACAGCUCGACCCGCCGGAAAUCCCCCCACCAACAGUCUGACGGAGCCCCUCUGGCUCUGCUUCGGCAGCUGCACUCACCAAACAUUUGUCCUGAGAUGUCUCACUUGUCUGUGACAAAACGUCCUAUUUUAUACAAAAUUCACUUUUUUUCUAUCAUUUUUUUUGUUUUUGUUUUGCUGUUUGAAGCAGUCCAACCAAAUCAGACUGAAUUUCAGAAGAAAAAAAACUUUUAUUUGCAUGAACAGUAAAAUGAAGCUGCACAGAUGUGAAUUCUCAACGUCUGAUCCUUUCUAAAUUGCAUAUAAUUAUAUAUGUAUAGAUGAAGACUUUAUAUAUGUAUUUAUGAAGAUCCUGGCACAAUUUAACUCUAAUGAAAAGAAAAGCCCUCAUCAAAAGUAUCUGGUUUUCCAACAACUGACUUUUUAUGAAUUUAACCUUUUUUUUUUCUGUUAAUUGUGCCUUUUUUUACUUUGGGAGAAAUGUUGGUCAUGAAGUUCUUCUCUAAUUCCCCGUUUUUAAGUUCUUUUAUUUCAAGUAAGAAACUGUCAGAGCGGCUUUUUCCAGUGGGACCUUUCCUGGUUUUCUGUUGGGCAUUCCUCCAGUUAUGUUUGGUGUAAAACAUGAAUCAUUGCAGGAUUCUGAGCACGACCAGCUCUGGGGGUUUCCACACGUUUCAACCUGCAACAUGAGAAAACGUGUUUGUGCUUGAAAGUUGUUCAUCUCCCAGACGCCUACGGUCAUUGCAACAUCAUGUGACGUAUAGCAUAUGCCAUGGUCAGCAGCAGCUGAAUCAGAUUAGCUGUUUGUUCCUGAGGUAUACAAUACAAAAGCUGAAGGUUGAUAGGAAUUUUGUUUUCUUUUUUCUCUCGUCAUUUUUACCUGAUACUUCUGUUCUGGAAAACAGAUUACAUCCAGUGACGGAGAUAUGCAUCAAUCCUUUUCUACUCCCAAAUUACCUUCACAGCAAAAACAAGAGAUUUUGUUUAUAGAGCUGGGAAUAAAUUCAUGCCGGUUCGAGAUUUUCAAGUAUGAUUUUGCUAAACUGCAACAGUUGUGACACAGUCAGAAUUACAGACUAAAAGGUCAAAACGGUUCAACUAUUCUUUGUUUUUAAAAACAAUCUUUGUUUCUCUUCUCUUAGACUGAAAAUCAGCUUUCUUUAUGGGGCUUUCCUGUUUGUUUCUAUUAUUGUUUGUAGUUAUUACUCAGAGCUUUAUUUUGUAGAAUCAUGGCACUGUAUUUCCUGAGUUUUGUUUUGCAGGUUUAUGAGUAAAACUGUGCACUUUCUGAAUGUUAGGCUGGGUUUUUUCUGCAGUGUCUUCAAGUGGCCUACAGGUGGCAGUAAACUGCUGUGAUUUCGGCAGGAAAUCAAUUGUUUUGACCCGGAGAACCCACGGGGUCAAAUGUGGUCCUUUUUAGUUACGGUGUGUCUUUUAAUUCACUAAUUUUUUUUGGGUAUUGCUAUCCAAAAUAGACAAAAGAAAAACUUUAAAAGCCAAGAAAAAAAUGUUGUAUGGGUUCUCCAGGGUUAAACUUUUAAUGCAUUUUUAUUUUUACAACAAAUUCUGUUUGAAUUUGCACAUAUGUUGUUUACCUCUUUAUCAAUUACAAAUGAUAUCUGAAACUGAUUUUUUGUGAUUAAAAAUAUUCCCUCC
Molecule: messenger RNA, 3604 nt
Organism: Oryzias latipes (Japanese medaka)
Lineage: Eukaryota; Metazoa; Chordata; Actinopteri; Beloniformes; Adrianichthyidae
Gene: slc33a1
Product: solute carrier family 33 member 1
Biological process (GO): acetyl-CoA transmembrane transport
Cellular component (GO): membrane
Molecular function (GO): acetyl-CoA transmembrane transporter activity
Source: RefSeq, a predicted model, not a curated record